Molecule: messenger RNA, 910 nt
Organism: Polistes dominula (European paper wasp)
Lineage: Eukaryota; Metazoa; Arthropoda; Insecta; Hymenoptera; Vespidae
Source: RefSeq, a predicted model, not a curated record
GGUUGAUCGAAGGGUUGGAUAUCAGUGAAGCCUACCAGGACUCAUCGAAAAGAACAAUCAUGAAGUGUUUGAUUCUCAUCGCCGCUGUAAUCGCUGUCGCGACGGCUUUGCCGGAACGCGAACGUCGUUCCCUUGGUUUGGGACACUUAGGCCUUCUCGGUUGGGGCCAUGGUGUUGCAUUAGCCCCUGCAGCAGCCGUUGUUGCACCAGGUGCACCAUCGGUAGCCGUGGUAGGUCCUGCAGCCGGUUCUGCAGCCGUGGUUGGCCCUUCGGCUGGAUCCGCAGCUGUUGUUGGACCUUCCGCAGGUUCUGCAGCAGUGGUUGGACCUUCUGCAGGAUCCGCAGCGGUAGUAGGACCUUCCGCAGGCCAUGCUGCUGUCGUAGGACCAGUCGCUGGUAGUGCUGCUGUUGUUGGACCAGCUCAUGGUUCCGCUGUAGUUUCUGGACCAGCUGGAGCUAUCGUCGCUCCUGGUGUUGUACCUCAUGGUUUAGUGGCUCAUGGCCUUUGGUAAAGAAGAAAAAAUGUCUCGACUCAACCCUCGUCUUGCUUUCUACGAUUUCAACGAUUUUCUGCUUGGACUUGAAACGUUGAUGCGAGUUUCGAAGAAAAUUCGUCUCGACUCAAGACUUCUAUCAACUUUCUACUUUCUCGACUGCUUCGUUUCGGCGGAAGGACGAGCUUGAGAUCAUGGAAACGCGACUACGAGUUUUAACCUUAGGCAAUUAAACGCUAUCCUCUCUCGAGCGAAACUUAUAACGACCCCCUUAAACGGCUUAUUAGCUCCAUUAUUAUCGCAUCUCGCUCAAUGACUCGCGAGAAUAAUACUCUCCUACAGCAUCUAUUAUUAUUUUUUUUUCUUACUCCACGAUGCGCCUUUUCUUAUCAAAAUAAAAGAAUUUCCGCACCAUA